CGACGUGCCGUCAGUUUGGAUGUUUGGCGCGCGGGAUAAUUGGCUAGGACGGGAUGCUAACUAAACGGAGAUCUUGAAUUGUAAGGGGCACAGAGUGCUGAACCACCAUGUUAGACGGUAGCCAGUUUGUGGAUGCUGUGGGCCGUCUAGGUUAUCCUGGUGCAUCAUCAUUGAAGGCCUCCGAUUUCGACUGGCUGUUUGACUGUGCCCCGGAGAACCUUCACUUCUUGCGCUUUGUCUGUCGGACCCUUAACAAGAGCAAUGUUCUCACUAAGGAGGAGGCACAUGCUUAUCAGGAGCUGCGUAAGUCUGGCAAGCCAUUUCUGGAUGAAGCAGCCUUGGGGGAGCUCCUUAAAACCAUUGGACCUUCAGAUGGGAGCAGUGCAAACAUCUUAGGGCCCUCUUCAUCCUCUGUGUUUGCACCUGAGGGGAAUGUGGCCAUAGAGGACUUGGAGGCAGAGCUCCAGGCACUGCGUAAAGAGAAAGAGCUGAAGCAACAUCGGUUUAACAGGUUGCAGGUUGUGGCCACCUCUCGUGCAGAUGUUGAUCUCCGACUUAGUGAAGAGCGGGAGACCGCUGUAUGUAAACUAAAGGAGGCCAGUGCUUCCAUUAGAGCUGAGAAUGCUGACACCAACGCUCUAUUACAAAACCUAACAGAUGAGGUGAGAAAGCUUGCUUCGUACCUCCCAGUUCAGCCAGAGGCCAAGCAAAAAGAAAAAGGAAAACCUGUGGCCCCAUCAAACCUUUCUAUCUCCAAAAGCCCCACUGUCCUUCUUUCUCAGCUUCCCUUGGAUCCCUACCUGCACCAGGAGGAGCUCAACACUAAAACACUAGCUGCCUUUACUCAGAAGCAUUUCUUCCAGGGCAUCUCUGACAUUGUUGAGACUUCUUUCUCUGAGCGCUUCCAGGUCCUUGACCUCAGUUCUUGUGAAGAUCGUGAUGAUGAAAAGAACAAACACGAGGGGGGAGAGAGGGAGGCGCAAAUGGUGGAACACAGGAGGACAGAGAUGGCCAGACUUCAGUGGUCUUACAUUGUGGCCCAGCACCAACUAAUGCAUGCCAUAGCAGAGGAGAAGAGUGUCAAGGCUGGACUGGACUGGCUUUCUGAAAAGUCCUCUCAUACCAAGAGCAUAUCCAUGUCCUCUUCACUGCAUGUCCGUGAGGUUGUAUCUAGAAAAGAGUUGCAGGCGGUGGAGGCUGAGUUGGAGGCUCUGCUUCAUGGACCAGUACCUGCUGCCCUCAGAGAGUCAGCCAGGUUGCUUAAUGUGCCGGUAGUGAGGGGAGACCUGGCUUUGCAAGUAGCCAGGCAGGACUAUUACACCUCCAGACAGAAUCAGGUACAAGACUACCUACUCCGCCAGAAGGCUUCCUUUGAGCUGGUGCUCCUGGGUCAGGAGUUGGAGUUGAGGAGGUGGAGGACUUGUCUUAAGCAGCUGGAAGAAGUUAAUAGUAGACUGGUAAAAGAAGGUGAAACAGCAACCCUUAGAAUUGAGUCCCUGGCACACCCUGACCUGACCAUCAACCCCAGGCCCAACCCUAUCAUCAGCUGCAAAGAUGCAGCUUUCAGCAGGCUGCUCCAGAUCCUUGACCAUGAUUCAGACCAUGGUCGAUCAGAGCCUUUCCGGACAUAUGAAGCAUUGGACCACGCUGCUCGUGACCUUGCAGGCAACCUUCAGACAACCCGAGAUGCGCUAGCUGGUGCUGGCCGUGAGCAGUACUACACAGCUGCUCGUCUUUAUGGCGACUGUGAGGUGCUCCACAGGGCAAUGUACACAGAGCUCCAGCAGCUGGUCUUAGGGCCGCAGGUACGUCCAACGGCCAUCACUGACCAGGAGCUGCUCUGCCCUAAUGCACAGGAGCUGACAGUGAAACUUGAGGGAGCAGAGUCUCGGCUGCAGAGUUUGCAGCAUGUAAUGCAAGAAAUCAUGGGGGAAGUUAAAGCCAAGCGUUCUCAGCUGGAGCGCAAUGCCCUCCUCAGGCGAGAGAGGGAGUUGUACAUCUACUUCCACUUGGAUGCCCGGCUGCUGCAGAAAGUAGUGGAAGAUCUGGAGGGCAAAAUGGCUGCAAAGAGAGGGCAGCAGUAAAUCCUGCCACAAUGAAAAAGGAAUGCCAGCGCAACCUCAGUGUGCAGUUUCUGUGCUAAACCAGGUGUUAUAAAGUUUGAAAAUAUCUUUGAAGUACACUGUUCUUUCAGCGGACGAGGUUUACUAAGAAAGCCCUGCUCUGGUACAAUGUGUACCAAUGUGAACCUACUCCAAAUCUGCACCUUCACAUGGUUUAUGCAAGAGACGAGGUUCAAUCCUUUGAUUCUUUAUCUUUGGGACAACACUUAACUUGGGAAAACGUUUGAUUGCAUAUGGAGCAGUGCUGCCUAUAUGAUUGGGAUUAUUUUGAGUGUUUAUUGUAAACAAUUUUUACAUAAACUAAUCAAGUAAUUUAGUGUCUUGUGAUGUUCUAAAUGUCCUUGUUUUCUUUUUGUCAUCAGAUAAAUAAAGGAAAAUAUUCUGUUUUAUGGA
Molecule: messenger RNA, 2516 nt
Organism: Etheostoma spectabile (orangethroat darter)
Lineage: Eukaryota; Metazoa; Chordata; Actinopteri; Perciformes; Percidae
Gene: haus3
Product: HAUS augmin-like complex, subunit 3
Exons: 6
Coding region: 108-2084 (658 amino acids)
Biological process (GO): microtubule organizing center organization; spindle assembly
Cellular component (GO): mitotic spindle; HAUS complex; microtubule organizing center
Source: RefSeq, a predicted model, not a curated record